Messenger RNA from Lodderomyces elongisporus, 1746 nucleotides. RefSeq lists its product as uncharacterized. The transcript has a single exon. The record is from RefSeq and is a predicted model, not a curated record. Gene Ontology annotation, biological process: ubiquitin-dependent protein catabolic process. Gene Ontology annotation, molecular function: ubiquitin protein ligase activity. Lineage: Eukaryota; Fungi; Ascomycota; Pichiomycetes; Serinales; Debaryomycetaceae. Bases 1 to 1746 code for a protein of 581 amino acids.
AUGCAUUCGCAGAGAAAGGCUAUGUGGCUAGGUCUUGGGCUUAUUUGUGCUUUGACAAUCGUCAUCUUGAACGGUGUCUACUUUACCGCUUUUACAAAUGCCACUGCGACUACUGCUGCUACUACAACCACUAAUACUACCACCACCUCAAAUACUGCUACUACGUUUGCGCAUAGAUUGACAUCAUUCAUAUAUUCCCCAGAAAACCCAUUAUCAAGAAUAUCAAACAAACUCACUCGUGGUAAUGAACAGACUGAUUAUACUACUGGAAAACAAAACUAUGAAGUUGAUCCAGAAAAUCCCUUGAACAAUUUGAUGAACUCCUUCUUCCCUAUAGAUUCAGUAAUCAGAUUCAACACCACCGAACCGCAAGAUUGCGAUAACUUUACUAGUCACCAAAUAUACGGCAGGUAUGCAUCGUUCAGUCCUAUUUUGAACCAUGUGAAGCGCACCGAAUAUGCCUUACUUCCUCAUGACGCAUGCAGUGAGAUUAAAUUGAAUACAAAUAAACGAUUCAAAGACUUUAGUGAAUCUAAUAAGUAUUAUUACCUGCACAAGGCAUUGGUUGUGCUUCGAGGCGGGUGCACUUUUGUUGAUAAAGUUAAGUCAAUAAUGGACUCUGAUUUGCAACCCUCUGCAAUAAUAGUUGCCAAUGACGAACCCUUAAAGGGCCUCCUCACUAUGUUUUCCAGCACCUACAAUCAAGAUGGAACAUUGGAAAUACCCAUCAUGUUCAUUACUUAUGAGGAUUACAAAUUGCUUCAACACUAUGAGGGUUUAAACCUUACUAUCAGUAUCAGUACCGCAACUGUUGGUAGUUGGGUCACCAUAAUGUUGUCGAUGAUUUUUUCACCGCCGUUGCUCAUUAUUGUAUUGUACGCUGCAAUCGUUUGCGGCCAGAAACUUCGAAGGCGACAAAUCAACAAGCGAAAUGCUGAAAUGGUAAAGGAACUCCCCGUUUACAUUUACAACGAUCUACACUUGAUCAAAGAGGCUGAUUUCAAAAAGUAUUUGAAGGAACAUGCUAGUGAAUUUGAUAAUAUUGAAGCAUCGAUAGAGGAUGAUUGUCAUGGUAAUAGUAACAGUAGCAAUGGUGGUGGCGGUGCUGGUUUUGAUGGUGAUAAUGAUAAUGAUUAUGGUACAGGUGUCGCAACACCAAAAUCAGAAGCAUCGUCAUUGAUCAGAAAAAAGUACGAAAUUAGAAUUGACCCAAACUUGGCGGUAUUAACCACCCCUGCAGAGUUUUUUAGGUCCUACAAAUGCUCUAUUUGCUUAGAAAAGUACCGUCCUUUGAAAUCCAGAGUUCUCAUAUUGAAAUGUCGCCAUUUUUUCCAUGAAAAGUGUUUAUCCAACUGGCUCAUCAAUUUUAAAAGAAGUUGUCCAUUAUGCAAUUCAUCAUUCCUGGACCCGGAUCUGAACCAGCAAGUUAAUCAGAGAGGUGUGAUGAACGACGGCGUUGGCGGUAAUUAUGGAGCAACCGCGGAUUUAGAGCUGGCGCCGGAAAAUGGAUCCCUGGUAGAGUCAGUAGCUUCGACGACUUUAAGGGUGGGACCAACUGUAACUGUAUUUGAGAUCAAUAAUCCACCCAUUUUGAGUAAUGAAGCUCCGCAAACCCUAUCAAGGCAGACUUCUUUCAAUUCUCGACCGAUAUUGAUGACAAGACCGCUGGCAAUCUUGAGUCAAUACAAUAACAGUUCUGGUCUUGAUCGUGAAGAACUAAGUACCAGUAUUGAUUCUGCAAAUUAG